CGGGGUGGUUGGCCGUUAUGCGUCUUGGUUCUGGUGGUUCUGACCCUAUUUUUUUAGCAUCUGCUGUUGCUGUGUAAUUUCUGAAUGAAGACAAUCUACAAAAAGAAAUUCUUCCCACCUUAUAAGGAAAUCCCAGCAGAAGGGGGCGGGGCCUGUCCCUGCUGUCUCCAUGGUAACACCUUUGUUGUUGCUAACUGAACUGUCUCUGCAAUCAGACAUGGAGGAUCAGAAGAAUCAAACUUGUGACUUUUACCGCACCGAUCCGGAUCUGCCAGAGAGAUUCAACAACCCUGAAUUUUUCAGCACUUUCAGGGUGAGGAAGACUCAUCCUUUAUAUUGGACCUGGAACCAAACAUACGGCAGCAAGAAACCAACAGUUCAUGAGAUGCAGACUGGUUUCAAAGUGAUGUCUCACCGCUUCUCGGAACACUACCUGCGGUUCGGGAUGCAACGCGAUCAGGGCUUCAACACGGCAGUGGACCGGAGCCGGGUCAUGCAUCCCAUGGAAACCCAGAACAAGAGAUACCAGCUGCAGCACGUGUAUCUCUACGGACACCAAUGCAGAGCGUCCAGCAAUAAAUAAUUUCCUGCUCUCUGA
This is a messenger RNA of Xiphophorus couchianus (Monterrey platyfish), 598 nucleotides long. RefSeq names its product piercer of microtubule wall 1 (gene pierce1). Gene Ontology annotation, biological process: axoneme assembly. The transcript has 3 exons. The record is from RefSeq and is a predicted model, not a curated record. NCBI's taxonomy places the organism in Eukaryota, Metazoa, Chordata, Actinopteri, Cyprinodontiformes, Poeciliidae. Gene Ontology annotation, cellular component: axonemal microtubule. The coding region runs from base 170 to 583 and encodes 137 amino acids.